AGUUGGAGAGACAGUACCAGUACCUGACGCAACAGCAUCAUGAGUUGGCAAAGCUCCGCCGCAUAGUGCAGAACCACGAGGAUGCAACUCGGGCACUCAAUGCCCGAUUGCUGGACCUGGAACAGGCUGUACCAGGACCAGCUGCUGGGGCUUCCAGCAGUGCACCCUCUAGCCGCCAACUGGAGGACCGCGUUGACCACGUAGUGGCAAUGCUGGACGACAUCAGCACUUUCGCUGCGCCGACCACCACCAUCAGCAGUCAGCUGCAUACAUUGAAGAUGGAGGUCCAGCAGUUGCAGUCGACGAACGCGGACGACUAUCCAAAGAUGUACAAGAUGCCAACUUUCAACCUGGAGAGGUUCGACGACUACACGCAGCAGGAUCCGGUCCUCUGGUGGGAAGCAUUCAGAACGCAACUCAGGAUUCUGCCCGUAGCCAAGCAUGCGUACAUCGACGCCCUGUUCCUGAACUCAAAGGGCGGAUGCCAGACCUGGUUGAGCCACCUGGCAACCUCCAUGGGAGGAACUGACACGGCGGAAGCGGUUCAUCGUCGACGACGCGCCGGCACUCGCCAUCAACCGUCUUGUGCUGCAUUGAGCCAGGCCCUUGGUGAUCGCGAGCAGUACUCCACUUUCGCCGAGAUUAUCGACAAGGCGAGAGGGAUCAUCAAGACCAACAGGUCAGCUGCACACGAGAAAUCAACAUGGCAACCGACCUAUGUGGAGAAGGUACGAACUGGUCCGCGACAGCAGCACUUCGCUGCAGUCCAGCAGGACAGUGGAGAUAACCCAGCAGCCACUCCAACAUCAGGUGACGGAGAUCAGGUGGCUGCUGUCCAGCCGCAAAGCAACAACAAGUCCCGCAACAAUGGGAAGGCGAAACCAGCAUCGCAGGCCGGAAAUGGACAGCUUCCAUGGGUCAAGUUCGGCUUGACCGAGGCGGAGUACAAGGUCCGCGGCCGCUACGGCAGCUGCUAUUGGUGCAACAGCACCAAGCACAAGRCCUCCCUGUGCCAGGAUCAGGGCAAGGAGGAUGUGCGACCCCGCCUCAGCUCGGGAAACUGAGCUCCGCGGAAG
Molecule: messenger RNA, 1076 nt
Organism: Chara braunii
Lineage: Eukaryota; Viridiplantae; Streptophyta; Charophyceae; Charales; Characeae
Source: the annotation of a GenBank genome assembly